AUCAAAAUUAGUCGUGUACGAUCUUUGUUGAAUUUCGGAUGGAUUAUUUGGUUUCUUCUCUAUAAAAAAUAAAAACGGAAUUAAUAUUUUUUUAUUCGCAUGUGCUGAUAUUUUUUUAUUUUAUUAUUAUUAUUCCUGAUGAACCUUUAAGAAAAAAUCUCAUAAUAUAUAAUGGCGCCAGGGGGAAAUGAACCACCAUCAACUUACAGCACAAACAUAAAUACUGCGUCCGCAACAGUACCGGCGAAAAAAGACGUAAAUGUUUUACCGCUACCAAAAGAUUUUCAAAUAUCGGAAGAAACCUCAAGCAGCACAGAAAAGAGCAAUAAAAUAUCAUAUUUUCAAUUGUUUCGUUAUUCGACAGUUGGCGAACGAUGUCUAAUUAUAAUAGGCGUAAUAUUAGCAUCCCUGGGAUCAAUUGGUAUACCUUAUUCCAUAGUUAUAUAUGGAGAAUUCUCCUCUUUACUGAUUGAUCGUACUGUGGGUGUGGGUACAUCUUCAAAUACGUUUAUAUUGCAAAUUUUUGGAGGCGGCAAAAGAUUAACGAAUGCUUCGUACGAAGAAAAUAUGCAGGCUAUUAGAGAUGACUCUGCAGCAUUUGGCCUAGGAAGUUUAGCCGGCGCUUUGCUCGAGUUGAUUGUUUUAGCUAUAGCUGUAAAUAUUUUAAAUAGAGUGGCUCUUAAUCAGAUUGGACGUGUAAGAAAACUAUUUCUAGAGGCCAUUCUUAGACAGGAUAUGUCUUGGUUUGAUACAUCAUCGGGAAAUAAUUUCGCCAGCAAAAUGACUGAGGACUUGGACAAAAUGAAAGAAGGCCUUAAUGAAAAGAUCGCAAUUUUUAUAUUCCUCAUAAUGACGUUUGUGUUGGCAAUUAUAGCCUCAUUCUUGUAUGGCUGGAAACUAACAUUAGUUGUGAUUAGUUGUUGUCCCUUCAUCAUAAUAUCCACCGCUAUGGUUGCUAAAAUUCAAAGUUCAUUGACGCAAAAGGAACUACAAGCGUAUGCGGGAGCUGGAGCCGUUGCUGAAGAGGUAUUCGCCGGCAUUCGUACCGUAUUUGCUUUUAGCGGUGAACGCAAAGAAGAAGAAAGGUUUUCUAAACUAUUAGUGCCGGCCGAAAAGACGGGACGCAAGAAAGGUCUGUACUCGGGCAUUGGGGCCGGCGCAAUGUGGUUUAUUAUCUAUUGCUGUUAUGCCAUUGCAAUGUGGUACGGCGUAAAGUUGAUUGUAGCUGAACGCUAUGAUGUGGAUAGACAUUACACCCCGGCUGUGUUGGUGAUUAUAUUGUUUGGUGUCAUCAUGGGCGCCCAGAAUUUAGGAUUCUCUUCUCCUCAUGUUGAAUCAUUUGCUACAGCCAGAGGUGCUGGCCAAAAUAUAUUCUCCAUCAUUGAUCGCAAAUCAAACAUUGAUCCUUUAGAUGCCAAGGGCGAUAAACCCAACGAUGUAAUCGGCAACAUAGAGUUUAAUCAAAUUUAUUUUCGUUACCCGGCACGACCUGAUGUCGAGGUUCUGAAGGGUCUGUCUUUGAAAAUAAAGCCAGGCCAGACGGUGGCUUUUGUGGGCCCUUCUGGCUGUGGCAAAUCCACUACUUUACAGUUGAUGCAAAGAUUCUAUGAUCCUCUUCAGGGAACGGUUAAGAUGGAUGGUCGUGAUCUGCGCGAUUUAAAUGUAUCAUGGCUGCGUUCCCAAAUUGGAGUAGUGGGCCAGGAACCAGUACUCUUUGCCACCAGCAUUGAAGAAAACAUACGCUAUGGAAAACCAGAUUGUUCUAUGGCCGAUAUAGAAAAUGCUGCACGAACUGCCAAUUGCCAUGAUUUUAUUGUCAAACUACCACAUGGCUAUAAAACUCUGGUGGGCGAACGUGGUGCUCAAAUGUCGGGAGGACAAAAACAACGUAUUGCUAUUGCCAGAGCCAUUGUCAGAGAUCCCAAAAUUUUGCUAUUAGAUGAAGCCACUUCUGCCCUAGAUCCCACAUCAGAGAAACGUGUACAGGAUGCAUUAGAAGUGGCCAGUAAAGGAAGAACGACACUCGUAGUAUCGCAUCGUCUUUCCACCAUAACAAAUGCCGACAAUAUUGUAUUCGUCAAAGAUGGUGUUGUGUCUGAACAAGGCACUCAUGAUGAGCUAAUGGCCAAGAGGGGUUUAUACUAUCAGCUUGUUAAAAUUUCACAACGUACCGAAGACACUUUGGAGGAUAAAAAAGGCAUGUCUCUAAAGAACGCAAACAAACAACAAAACAGCGACGAUGAGGAGGACGAGGACGAAGUCAGUGAAGUGGAAGACGAUUUGGAGCAAAAUGUAAAGGACAUUAAUAAGACCGUGGGAGAAACAAUUAAGAAAAAAAAGCGUAAGAGUAAAAAAACGAAGAUCGAUGAAGAGGAAAAAUACAAUAUUUCCAUUAGCCAAUUAAUGAAAUUAAAUGCUCCUGAGUGGCGUUACAUUCUUAUAGGGUGUAUAGCAGCAAUGUUGCAUGGUGCUACCUUUCCAAUAUGGGCUGUUUUGUUUGGUGAUUUCUUUGGAAUCUUAUCCGAUGAAGAUGAUGCAUACGUACAGUCUGAAUCGAUUUUCUUUUCGUACAUGUUUCUUGUCAUUGGCAUAAUCGCCGGUUUGGGUACUUUAAUUCAAACGUAUGCCUUUAACACGGCAGGUGUUAAAAUGACAUCGCGUCUAAGAAAAACCGCUUUCCGUACACUUCUAAAGCAAGAAGUGGCCUAUUUUGACGAUGACAACAAUUCUGUGGGUGCUUUAUGUUCUCGAUUGGCAGGAGAUUGUUCCAAUGUUCAGGGAGCUACUGGUGCCAGAAUCGGUAUUAUUGUACAGGCCAUAUCUACCUUAGCUGUUGGUGUGGUGGUAGCAUUUAUAUAUUCAUGGAAUUUGACUUUGGUUACUUUGGUCACUGUGCCAUUUGUCUGUCUCUCGAUAUACUUGGAAGCCAAAGUUAUGGAAUCUAGUGCCAUGGCCGAAAAGGCAGCCGUUGAGAAGGCAUCGCAAGUGGCUGUAGAAGCCAUUGCAAAUGUUCGUACAGUUGCUAGUUUGGGUCAGGAGCGAAAUGUUUUGGAACGUUAUUCAGUUCAUAUUGAUUUAGUGGAAAAAGCCUGCAUAAAGAAAUUAAGAUUUCGAGGUUUUGUAUUUGGUCUAGGCCAAGCGUCUCCAUUUCUGGCUUACGGUCUAUCGUUGUAUUAUGGUGGCAUGUUGGUGGCCAAUGGUGAAGUUAACUAUGAGGAUAUUAUAAAGGUUUCUGAGGCUUUGAUCUUUGGUUCUUGGAUGUUGGGCCAGGCUUUGGCUUUUGCUCCCAAUGUUAGCGAAGCGGUAAUAUCGGCUGGCCGUCUUAUGAAACUGUUUGAUCGUAUACCUAACAUGCAUAAUCCACAAGAUAAACCGUUUAAUACUGCAGAUAAAACGGAGGGUAACAUCACCUAUGAAGAUGUGAACUUUGAAUAUCCCACCCGCAAAGGUAUACCAAUUUUACAGAACUUUAAUUUGGAAAUCGAAAAAGGCACAACAGUUGCUUUGGUGGGCCCAUCAGGCUCUGGAAAAUCUACAUGUGUGCAAUUACUACUGCGCUACUAUGAUCCUAUUAGUGGAUCAGUGAAUUUGAGCCAAACUCCAACAACCGAAUUCUCAUUCGACACUCUACGCUCAAAAAUGGGCCUCGUUUCGCAGGAACCUGUACUAUUUGAUCGCACGAUAGCCGAAAAUAUUGCAUAUGGCAACAACUUCCGCGACGAUAUUCCCAUGGCUGAAAUAAUAGAAGCAGCUAAGAAGUCAAACAUUCACAAUUUCAUAACAUCUUUGCCACAGGGUUAUGCCACAUCGCUGGGUAGCAAAGGUACCCAGUUGUCGGGCGGGCAAAAGCAACGUAUUGCCAUAGCCCGAGCCAUGGUAAGGAAUCCCAAGAUCCUUAUUCUAGAUGAGGCUACUUCGGCUUUGGACAUGGAAAGUGAAAAGGUUGUACAAGAAGCCUUAGAUGCGGCACGAAGUGGUCGUACUUGUGUAACCAUUGCCCAUCGUUUGACAACAGUCCGUGAUGCCGACUUAAUUUGUGUGCUGAAGAAGGGCGUGGUCAUCGAACAUGGUACCCACGAUGAAUUGAUGGCACUAAGGGGAAUGUAUUAUGAUUUGUACAUGAUGCAACAAGUUGCCUAAACCAAGUAUUAUAGUUUCAAAACUCUUAUAAAAUACAUAAAAUUAAUUGUGAUAUAUUUUCUAUUAAGACGAACAAACUUAAGAUAUUUCUAAAUAAAAUUGUUUUGCCUUCGGUUUAAAAAUAAAAACUA
Messenger RNA from Calliphora vicina (urban bluebottle blowfly), 4271 nucleotides. It is a transcript of the gene Mdr49, whose product is annotated as Multi drug resistance 49. The transcript is spliced from 11 exons. Bases 172 to 4140 code for a protein of 1322 amino acids. Lineage: Eukaryota; Metazoa; Arthropoda; Insecta; Diptera; Calliphoridae. Gene Ontology annotation, cellular component: membrane. Gene Ontology annotation, molecular function: ABC-type oligopeptide transporter activity; ATP binding; ATP hydrolysis activity. The record is from RefSeq and is a predicted model, not a curated record. Gene Ontology annotation, biological process: transmembrane transport.